CACCUACUAAUAGCAAUUGUGACUAUGCUGUUGACUCACUGCUGUUCACCCUAACGUUUCGUCCGACGCUGCUUCGUGUGCACUCCUUUGUCACCCGCAAUAAGGACAUGACAUAAACCUAGCGAGGUGGUAUAGACCCCCUUAAAAACGCAACAUUAAUGGUUACACUGUAGGGAGCGGUUGUGGCGGGGCUUGGCCCCAAGGCCCGUUGCAUUGCGCAUAGAGGCCUCGCAUAGGAGCUAUUCAUUUUGCAGCGUGGAAGUAAAUGGAAGAGUCCGAGUUACAGACGACUAGCCUCAGCCCAACGAGGCCCGCGGUACCAUCUGUGCCGCCUGCUAGUAGAGUUUCGGUUGCAGGAAAAGCGCCGGCGUCCACACAGCAAAAGCCGGGGCCAACUGCUAAGCAAGAUGCCCCCAAGCCUAAGACCCCCACCUCCACGCGUCCCCCGUCGGCUGGCAUUUCCGCCUGGGAGGCUGAGACCUCCGUCCCCGGGGCCGACCUGCUGGCGUAUCUGGGCAAGAUUGAAACCAGCGGAGGCGGCGGCGGUGCUGACCCGCGCCUCACUAUCUCCCCGCGCACCCCCGGCAUCACCAGCGGUGACGGCCGGCUCACUCAGGCGCUGCUGCUGGCGCGGCAGACGGCGGAAGCAGAGCGCAGCUCCUCCGGAGAAACCGGCUCGCCGCCGGGGGAUGCCUCCCCGUCCCGGCAGUCUCUGGGGGGUGGCAGCAGCAGCGGUGCAGCCAGCAGCGGGGGGCCUGCUGCUGCUGGGGCUGCAGCUGUUCCCACUGCCGUCUCCUCACCCCGACGCGGUUCAGAGUCCAACCCAUCGGCGGCGGCGGCGGGAGCAGCGCGGGUGUCCGCCUCGGAGUCCAAUGCAGCGGUCCAGCGCAGUGGCGGAGGCGGCCGCGCGAGCGAGGGAGGAGGCGUGGGGAGUGAGGGAGGAGGCGUUGGGAGUGAGGGAGGGCGGCCGUCGGCGCUAGCGGAAGAUGCAGCAGCUGAUGGGGCGGAAGCCCUGGACGACAAGGACGGCGACGUUGCUCGAGCGGCUGGUGCAGUUGUAGAUGACGAUGCUGGCGCAAAAGGGGCUGGUGGGGAGAGUGAAGGAGGUACAGCAGCAGGAGCAGCAGUUGCAGCAGCUGCUGUUGACGGUGGUGAGGGCGAGCGGCUGCGUGGGCUGCUGCUCAGUGACGACGAGGGGGAGGACGAUGAGGAGUAUCAGGACCUCAUGACCGCAGAUGAUGACGAGCUGUUUGGAACCGGUGGCGGCGGAGGAGGAGGCGGCGGUGCAGGGGCGCGAAGGAGUGGUGGUGGCGGCGGUAAGAGCCACAGCAGCAGCUGCGGCGGGGGAGCUGCCGCUUCUUCUUCUGCGGUUGGGGGCGGUGGCGGUGGUGGUGGUCGCAGCAGUGAGGGAUGCCGAGGCGGGAGUGACGACGCGAGCAGUAGCAGCACCAGCAGUCGUCGUGCACACCCCGGCUCAAGGGCCACUGUCGGUAGCACCGGUGACGGGAUAGAGGGCUUGGAGGAGGAGGUAUCGGCAAUGCGUCGCAGUAGCAUGAGCAGCGGCGGCGGAGCCGCCACCGCGACCGCCGCGGCCGCCACUGCUGCAGCGGCUGCUGCCGCCGCGCGCCGUGGCAGCAGUAGCACCGGCGGCCUCAUUCGGCGGCUGAGCAGCAGCUCCCAUGGUGGCACCCGUGGACGCCUCUCAUCCGCCGCCUCUCCCAGGACCGCCUUCAGCGACGCUACCGUCGCCGCCGCCGCCAUUGCGGGCGUCAUGUUCUCCGGUUCCACCGCCUCGGGCGAGUCCGAGGGCUCCCGCAACGGUACCUCUGGCGGCGGCGAGCCCUCCACGCCGCCUCUGCUAGCCAGCAGCGGCGCCUUCUCCCUGGCUCCCUCCACCUACUCCUCCGCCGGGGAGGCCUCGCAUGGUGCCGGCGGGAGCACGGGUAACGGCACGGGUACACACGAGGGGCAGGUGGAGCUGCUAAGCGAGGAUGAGGAGGAGGGGGAGGCGGGCGGGAGGGGGGGUGCGGCGGCGACCACAGGGGAGCGGGCGGUGGUUGCGGCGCUGGGGGCUCGCGGCUCUGCAUGCGGCGCGGUGUCCCCGGUGGAGGCGAUUGCUGCGGGUGGGGGUCGGGGACGGCAGUCGUCGCUGUCCGGGGAGUCGGUUUUUGAGCAGCAGCAACAACAGCGGAUGCAGCAGCAGUUGCUGCCGCCCGGGGGUGCCUACCCGCAGCAGCACCUGCAGCAGCAGCAGCUGCUGCACCAGCAGCUGUUUCCGCUGACGCCGGCGGGUCAGGGGCAACAUGGGCAGCAGUACACGCCGCUGCCCACCGCGCAUGUGGGUGAGGGGCUGCGACAGCACGUCCCAGUGCGGAGGAUCUACACGCCUGGCCAAACCAACAAGUCGCCCGUGCGUGGCUCGGGCUACGUGGUGGUGGCCGCUGCCGUACGCCCCACCUCCCCGCCCAGCCCCGCUGUGCGGAGCCCCGUGGCGCACUCCCUGACGCCGCAGCAGCACCAGCUGCUGCAACAGGUCAUGCUGCACAACCUGCCGCAAGGGCAGCAGCAGCAGCACCAGCUGCCGCAGCAGCACAACCCGCAGCAGCUGCAGCACCUGCAUCAGCUGCAGCAGCAACACCAGUUGGCAGGCUGCCACCGCAUGUCCUCCUCCUCCAUCUCCUCCAUAACCGCGACAGCGGUGCCCCUCAGCCCGCAUCCCCUGAGCCCGCACCCCCUGCACCCGUCACCACACCACCCCCUCCACCACCCCCAACACCAGCAGCAGCAGCAGCAGCACCCGCCAACACAUCCGCAACCACAACAACAACCACAACCACCAUCCCAGCAGCAGCAACAGCAACAACCACCUCAACCGCAACCAGUCCAGCAGCAAUCACCCCGACAACAGCAGCCCCCGCUGUCACCCCAUGGGUCCACCACGUCGCGUGCCUCCUCCGGCGGCGGUCCGCCAAGCACGGUGCAGGAAGCAGCAGAAGGCAGCCCCGACGUCAGCAGCGGCACCACCCAGGGUAUUUCCUUUGGUUUCGGAUCCGGCGCCUCCACACACCGACAUGGAGUGGUGUCAAUCGGACAUGCUGUUCCCAGCAGCAGCUUCAAGAACAGCAGCAACUGGAGCGGCCAGGCGGUGGUGGCAGGCGGCGCCGGCGGACCCAUGGGUCGCUUCUCGGGUGGCGGCCCCCAGCAGCACUUUGGAGCGGGAACGGUGUACCGAUCCAUGCCGCUGAACCAGCACCCACCCCAACACCAGCCCCGUGUCAUCCAAGCACCUCCCGCGCCGCCAACCGCUCCACAUCACGCAGCCGCCACCGCCACUGCCGGGGGCCAGCUGGGUCACAUGCGCGACCGAUCCGGCAGCUACUCGGCACCCGCACGCCCCUCCACCUCACCCAACCGACACCGCUACAACUCCCAACAAGCAACCGCACCUGGGGGCGCCGCGGCAGCUGGCGUGGACGGUCCUUCCAGCUCGGGCCGGACCUCCUUCGGCGCCUCCAGGUCACCCAAGCGAGGCGGCAUGGCGGCAGCCUCUGCAGGCCCCGGUGUCGGCAUGCUCGGAGCUCUGGUUAUAGGCGUUUCAGGAACGGAUCCCGCCGUCACAGCCGCGGAUGCUUCGGACGGCAGCAACACGGCAGUGACGAGUCCAGGCAUGCACCGCGGACCCGUGGUUCCCUCCCUGCCCCAACACCACCAGCCAGUGGGCAUACGUCACUGCGGCUUCAAGCAUUUCGUCAAUGGCAGCGUCAGCACCAGCGCCGCGGCAGCGGCGGCAAUCGCCUCGCUAAACUCCCCCGCCGCCGGCGGCGGCGCCGGCGGCGGUUCCAGCGGCGGCGCUGGCGGCGGCGGCGGCACCGUCCUGUCGUACAGUUCUUCCUCCUUUUCCGCCAGCCGUCAGAAAGCCACUGAGGAGCGCAUGCGGCAAUCCAACCUUCUGCUGAGCAAGGUGCUGGCCGCUAACAGCUCCGCUGGGGGUGCGGCGGGGGCUGGUAGCAGCAAGGAGCCGCAUGCGGCUGGGAGCCUGGUUCUGGCAGCAGCAGCAGGAGGCGGAGGCGGCAUGGGAUCGCAUGAGGUGCCUCCAGCCUCCGGGCUGCUUUCAGGGCUGCCUCAGUUUCCUCGCAGUAGCGCUGCUGCUGCUGCUGCUGUUGAGAGCCCUGGUGAGAGAGGGGGCAUGGCGGUAGCUGCGGAGGCGGCGCCCCAGCAGGCCUCUCCUGCAGACGGCGCCGCUGCCGGGGCCUGCAUCAGCGGCGCCGGUGGCAAUGUAACGGCCACGUCGGCGUCGUCGCUUGACCGGCGAGGUUCACUUCCCCAUCUGGCGGGCUCGGGAGGAGCAUCGGAGCAGUCCCCUGGGGCUGGGGUGGGAGCCGGGGCGGGGUUGGGGCCGCCGGCAGCGCAUGGGGGCUACCACCUUCCCUUUUUCGGGCGGUAUGGGGUUGGCAGGCUUAGCCUGGUGGCGAGUGAAGGUGGGCUACCGGCGGUGGGGGGUCAGGGGGCACUCGGUGGGGGUGUCGGGGGCCGCGGCUUGGCUUAUGGGGAGCUGGCAAGGGGCACGGUUUCGCGGGUAUGAGGGCGUGUGUGGCGUGGUCGAAUGUGCAGAGGAUUGCGGGCAGUUAUCGAAGGGUUAAGAAAGAGAACUGAUGAGGUGAGAACUGUGCAUGUCUAUUCGUAUUGUGUUGACCCUGUCUGCCUUGUUACCGGUAUCUUAUCUCACCCACUGGCUGUGGUUAUAUGGUGUGGUUGGACGUUAUUAUCGAGGAUGGAGCAUGGAACGAUGUGAUUGAUUCUCACUCUUAAUACAUAUACGACAGAAGAUGCUGUCCGUUUUUUAGCCCCUAACCCUGACGCGCAAAGGUUUUGUGUAUUGCGCAUAGUUUUGCCGGCGUCGGACAGCUUACACUGCGGCCAACAUGAUACGACUGCCAUGGUUCCAUGUCGCCUGUACGCGCAGUGAGAGGCGAUGAUCAGUAGAGGGAACAGGUGGCCAUCAGUAGAGGUGAUGCGAUAACGCAAAGGGGUUCCAACCCUCUCCGCACCCUGGUUGUGCACCGGCGCGGCGGGUGUGGCCUUGACUGACCCUAUCUAGUGUGGUAAUUGAUGAGGACUUGCGAGCAGUUGGGACUAGUCCCAACAGUUGGGAAUAGAUAAACUGAGCCGCGGAAACACUGACCCUGACCGUAGGGGCAACAGUUGGGAGCAGCUCCGAUUCUGUGCAUUGGGAUGUGUCCCCGACCGUCAUGGCUAUAUAGUCCUUGCGUGCCCACAAAACGGGUCAGAUAGCUGUCUUCACACGUGCUGUUUGGUCUUUGGUGGCUGGGUUGGUGGUGGCUCCAGCAGCAGCAUGAUGUGACUUACACUGGUGUUGGCUUUUUGCGCUACAAUCUCUUGUGUUCGCAUGUCGUACUUGCCCCAAGAGAUGUGAGACCUGGAGCACAAAAUGCACGUGGGUUGCAUUGGCAACGACGCCCGUGUGGGUGCGAUGUGGUCUGCUAUCGUCGUGUCCGUUGCCUUUUUCAUCAGGGCUUUGUUGGCUUGAGUACGUAGGACUGUUGGUAUCUUCGCCUGUGUUGUCGUCGCAGGCAUUGUGCUUAACAGAGGUACGACAGUUUUGUGCGACAGUUGUCUUGCCGCAGGCUGUCUUGGUAAGAAGCUCUUGGGGGUGCAAAUGCAUCCAAUUACUGUUGGCUGGGGUACUUGCCAUUCCCAGUUUCCCACUCAGGCAAGCAGGGUGCUAUUAAUGGUUGAUUGUCAGUCAGUUGGUGUGUCGAAUGGUGCCCAGCUGAAAACACAGAUGUGCUGUGGGCAGUAGCGCUGUUGUCAGCAGCUAGCACAGGUUUAGGCUCUGGGGUUCCCGUUUAUGGAAUGCGCUGGUUUCUUCCCACCAGUGAGUGCUGGCGCAGUGAAUACGCUGCUGAUGCAUGGGGAUGCGAAGGACGCUGGCGGGCCUGCCAUCUGAACUUGUGGCUGUUCCCGGGAAGGGGAGUCACGCUAAUGAGUCUGAGGGGAGUCACGCUUAUGAGUCUGAGGGUGCUUCCAAGUCGUUGUUUGCAUGGAGACGCGGUUGUUUCUGUAUCUUAGCCCGUUCAUCGGGCCCUUGUGAGAUUUAAGGAAAGGUGCUCGUCCAUGCGCGUCAGGAUUUCCCGUAUGCGCACUUGAUAUACUUAAUACAGAACGAAAGGUGAUCUUUGUGGUGAUGCCAAUUGCAUGUCGGCUGGUUCUGUUAAAGGAAGAGGACAUGUGGCCAUACAUUAAAGAAGGGCGACAGGAAAUCACCCGCAUAGGAAGUCCAAUGCCGAUGCAAUGAAGACGCAUAACGAUGCGUUGUAAAGCAAGGGUAGGGGUUGGCAGCGGUUCUGCAUUGUUAUCCUUACUCGGUUCACACUGCUGAUGAUGAAGACCCGACCGGAGUCGUGCGGAAGUUCGCACAGAAACCAUAUCCUGCAACAACCUACGAGAUAUUCGUGUUGUGAAGGUCUUGCUUAAGGCUCCGAUAACAGGAAAAAUGCCGGAGGUUGCGCACUCUUGCAUCGUGCGUUCGUACCAGUUACAAUUACUGGGAAUGUAUGUAAGCAACGGCAACGCGGGCGCGAUUUAAAAGUACUUUGCUUAGCGAUGAACCAACAAAGCCCGCUAGUUAACCAAGGACUACUGUAAGGUAGGAUACUCCACCUCAACCGUUCCUAUGAGAACUUUAAAGCGUUUAUGGAAGAAGCUACGUGGACGACUUAAGCCUGUAGAUAGGCAUUCAACGCUACACUCAGAACGCAUCCAUUCAGAAAGCGUUGCUUCGCCACAUCGCGAGCGAGCUUACGUCGGCUCCACGGUAGAUUCCUAUGGCCCGGCGCCAAGCGUGACCCUAUUGGCAAACAAUGUUUCGGCACCAUCAGCGCCGGCAAAUGAAGGAGUACAGGAGGGAGGAAACCAUCAGCAACACAACGCCAGCGAAUCUGGCGUUUUGCACCCGCGCAUCAACUCUUCUGAUAUCCAAACACCGGUCGCCGAUAACAGCUUUGUGGAUAAGUCGUAUCUGCCGGACUUCCCAAGCUCGCCGCGGAGGCCAUUAAGUGCGAACUUCUUCGCAGAGAGCAAAGCGCUACGCGGGUCCUCGUCCUGCGCUCCGGUACCCUCAAGUAUCGCUGGGCGAGUCAGCACCGUUUCCUUGGAAACAACCCGAACAGGUCUUAGCGACGCUUCAGCCGUCGAGUAUGGCGUGCCGGGCUGGGAGCGGGCCCUCACUGCCCACAUCGUAGCCUGCGCCAGCCUAACCAGCGCUCCCCGAAGUCGCAGGGCAUCCGAUGCCCCCUACUGCCCCCACCCACACGCGCCCAUGACCCUACAAGGACGACGGUCGCUGCCCUCAGCCGGACUGCAGCUACAGCCCGCCCUCUCCCACGACAACGCCCCGGCCACCCCCGUCACGCCGUACAGCGGAGACGGAGGCCCAUCCACGCUAGGAAGCCCGCCCACCAACAGCUUCCCGCCCUCGCAAUCCACACCCUUCCGCGCCUUCGCCACCACCACCUCCACCUUGGACGGCUCCUCGCCGUCUCCCUCACCGCCUCCCUACAAACCCCCGCACCCAACUCCCAACGCCUCCCAACUCCCACCUCGCGAUCCCUCCUCACGCGCCCCCCAAAUCCGGAGCUCAAACCGCCAACUGGUCGUCCUGCCUCGCGCCCUGCUCAACACGGCCGCCAAGCACGGAGCUGACCUUGACAUUGAGCUCCAACGCGACGUGGUGUUUGACCACACCCGACCGCUGGGGGCGGGGCAGUUCGGCACGGUGUAUGCGGGCACGUUCCGGGGCACCCCUGUCGCCAUCAAGUCCCUCCGGCCGCUGCUGCAGGGUUGCAGUACAUCGGAUCUGGAGGUGUUCGUACAGGAGGUAACGGUGCUGAGCACGCUGCGACAUGACAACGUGGUGCGGUUGCUGGGGGGCUGCUUGCAGCCGCCGGAGUUUUGCCUAGUGGAGGAGCUCUGUACGACAUCCCUGGAUUCGCUGUUGUACGGCAGCUCCAGCGGCAGUAGCGAUGUGUGUACUGCUGCUGGUGCUGCUGCUAUUGCUAUCACAGGAGCAACAGCAGCAGCUACAGCAGCAGCAGCAACAGCUUCAGCAGCAGCAACAGCUUCAGCAGCAGCAACAGCUUCAGCAGCAGCAACAGCUUCAGCAGCAGCCAUGAGUGAGGUUGUCAGCAACGGUCAUCUAUCGCUACUAGUACCGGACUGCGGCCUAGCACGGGUCUCCAGCACAACAACACCCUUCACCGCCGCACCACCACCACCACCAGCACCUCAGCCUCUUCCGCAGUCGACCCACGGGUCACAGCCGGGCUCACAAGCGUCCGGGCCGCAUGCGCGCCGCUGCGCGCUGCCGCUGCACCGAGUGUUGGAGAUCGCUCUUGACGUUGCGCAGGGGCUGGAGUACCUGCACAGUCGCACCCCGGCGGUGGUCCACCGGGACCUGAAGCCCUCCAACAUACUGCUGGAUGCUGCGGGGCGCGCCAAGAUAUCCGAUUUUGGGCUCGCCAGGUUGCAGUACUCGUCGUACAUCGACACCAACCGCCCCGAAACCGGGUCCAUGGCGUACAUGGCUCCAGAGUGUUGGGAGCCGCAGCUGGAGGGCGGCCUGAGCGACAAGAUGGACAUCUUCAGCUACGGAGUGGUGCUCUGGGAGCUGGUGGCGCGGGAGCGGCCCUGGGCGGGGUACAAGAUGGGCGAGUUCGUGCAAAAGGUGGUAGCCCAGGGCGCCCGUCUCAAGGUGCCAACCGACGACAAUAUCUGCCCCUUCGCGCUGCGCUCCCUCAUCUCCGCCUGCACCGAGCAGCGUCCCUCCGAGCGACCCAGCAUCCAACACAUCCUGGCAGAGCUGCGCCGCAUGCUCAAAUACUGCCCAAGAACUGACUCCACCUGAGGUGACCCAUGGGUCGUCACGGCUGCCGGGUCGGUGUUGUGGUAUGGCGGAGGAGAAGGCUUACGGGGGUCGUGCGCGGGUGGUUAUGGCAUGCAUGAGGGUAUACUGGCGUGGGUGAGUCUGGGAGUGUGUGCCACACAUCGUGCCGAGGAGGCAGCGGAACGGAAAGCAGAAGCGGGGAAAGCAGAAGCUGGCUGAGGGCUAUUAUCGGUAGAUGAGAGCGCCCGAGAGAAAGAGAAAGAGAGGAGGGAGGAGCUGAUGACUGCAGGGAGGGUGCCCCGUGGCUUGCUGGUUGGCUGGCUGGCGGUGGGUAAGGUUUGCGUGCAUGCGUGCAGCAGAGCUCCUGUGGGGUGUGUGGGGGGAAGCAGGAUUGGGGCAGGUGUUUGGGUCUGGGAAGGGGCGGCAGGAGAGAAGGCAGUGUGCAAGUAAGCUAUAAAUGUGUGAGCAACACGCCGUGUAGGUGGUUGAUUCCGGUUCCCAGUAUCAGGCGCCGUGUCAGGGAGGCAAAGUUGAGGGGGUUUUCAUGCGUGAAUGAUUGACUGCUACAGUGGUCCCCUAAAAAAGGGAACACGGGUGAUGAUGAACCCAACCCUACGCGCCUGUCAGCCUUAGCGCCGGGUGUCGACUAGGAAAUUGCGCUUCCGCUUGGAGCUAUCGUCUUAUAGCUCCGUCUCUAAGUGUAGGUGUUCUGUUCCUUCAAUUGGGAUGUAUAGCUUUGUAGUCAUGUAAGUUCGUGUUUAAAGUAGCAUGCAUGCGUUGUCAUGAUACGUGCGGGCCCCUAUCUGUUUGGGGAGGGCAGUAUGCCUUGUAGCACCUUUUCCUUAAUGAUUUGCAUGCAAAGGCAUUUUGGGGCCUGCUUCUUUGGGUGCCGCGGCGCAUGUACCCGGCGGUAACAGUUGGACCGCGGUGCUGCACUCGUGCAGGGUGGUUUAGCAACGGGGUAAAGAGUCUGAGCAGGUAUUGCUGCUGGUGGGAAGUUUGGGGUGGAGCAAGAGGGCAUCUGAGCCUCCACAUUCUUGAGCACUGUACGCAGACACCUGCCGGAGCAAAGUGGCACUUUCGGCAUGUUUUGCUCUUUCAUUUGUGGCAUCAGGCAAGUUGCAUGGUCCGUUUUGAGUUUUGGCAUAUGGCGUGGUGGCCUUUCCCAUCCUUGAGACGGCCGUGGACAAGGAGUGAACACAAUAACAUACCCACCGCUCAUGCGCUGGUGGUUGGCUUUCCUGAAUUCCAAGUGCCUGCAUGUUUUGUUGGUCUUUGUGAUUGUGAUGAGCUACCAUACGCGAUAAAAGGUGUUGUGGCUAUUGCUGCUUUUAAAGAAGACCGAAAGCCCGAAAGCUAAAAUGGGACAAGACGGAAUUUGGUAAUUUUAGGUCCCUGGCCAAUUGUACAUUCUGGCGAGAGGUAAGCCUGACAGCUGAGCUUUGUCAUAGGUUUUACGGCAACGGUAGUAUUGAGUCGGAGAACGUAACCGCCACCUGUCAUCUUGGCGUUGCCGCUGUUGAUGCUCUGAUGGGGCCUCCGGGCAGCUCUUGGAUGGUGACUUUUCGACUGUUAUGUUAGGAGCUUAGGACAACUGCGUGGGCGCGAUUGGUUUACAACGGUUUCUAACGGUCAACGGCGUAAGGUUGGUUGUUCUUAUUGGGUUUUGGGGGAGUAUGCUUGCUUGCGUCCAUUGCAUGGGUUGAGCUUGUUGCGGAGGGUGGGCUGGGUGGUUUAAUUAACCAUGAAGCUCAGGCGAGGGCGGUUGGGCCUGCUACAAGAUACUACUUGUGGGUAAGACGUGUAGAAUGCGAAGGCUACCAGGGGGACCGGAGCUCCUGUAAGCCUGGAAGCCAUGUAGACUGACGGGUUAACAGAUAAGUGGUACAUUCAAAGCGGGAGACAUGCUGUUGCAAAACUUUACCGGUAUCUAUCUCCUUUCCGUUGAACUUGCCGUUGAGGUCUAGUUACAGCCGUUUUGGCGUUAUCCCUGCAGUGUACCGUUGUGGUGUAGAUUACUUUCCCCGCAACCGUUUCUGACGCGUGUCACUGACGAGGACGGUUGCAUCCAGCAAAUUGCAGUAAUAAACUAAUCGUCUGACGCCUCGACCUGGUGCUGACGGAUGAGGGACAUGGCGCCUCUCUUUCCCGUAUAUGCGGUUUCUGUUUUGUUUGCAUGGACCAUCGAGUAGUCCGGGCUACGGACUGACAUUAUGAGUGGUAGCAGGAGACAUAGUUCGAUAGUGGAUACUGUCGUGCGAAGGAAUUCGUACUAUUGUACGAAGGCGAUUGUGUUCGUCGUACGAGGGGGGUGGCAAAUGACCGUUGGUUGGAUUACCGUUAGUUAAGGGCAGACUGAUGCUGCAGCACCCUAGUGUGGUCUUGAUGGUCUACAUGUUCGGCACGCACGUUGCUGAGGGUGCAUGCUUUGUAAGGAGCACGUCACAUGUCGCAACCGGCGGCGGUGUUGGUGUUGCAACGUGGCUCCCAAAGGAAUGACGCGACACACGCCUACAUGCAACCGCCAACACUACUAGUGCGAUGUAGGUGUUGCUUUACCACCAACCGCCUUUCCCGAGCUUGCGGAGACCGCCUGGAUGAGACAAGGACAUGGACUACCCCACACCCAAAGCAACAGCC
Astrephomene gubernaculifera is the source of this 11542-nucleotide messenger RNA. The record is from the annotation of a GenBank genome assembly. NCBI's taxonomy places the organism in Eukaryota, Viridiplantae, Chlorophyta, Chlorophyceae, Chlamydomonadales, Astrephomenaceae.